Molecule: messenger RNA, 1101 nt
Organism: Iphiclides podalirius (scarce swallowtail)
Lineage: Eukaryota; Metazoa; Arthropoda; Insecta; Lepidoptera; Papilionidae
Source: the annotation of a GenBank genome assembly
AUGGCGUGUAUUAUUUUGAAAUAUUCUCCGAUACUUCUAUGUAUAUUAACAACUGUCUGCGGUCUACGCACCCCCACCAUAUCCCACAUCACUCAAGAGCAGAUCAGGGAUAUUGGGGGCCAGGUCGACCUGGACUGUUCGGUGCACUAUGCGCAAGAUUAUCCAGUGCUUUGGAUGAAGUACGAUAGACAGAAGACCACGGAGGCCCUGCCGCUGUCUUCCAACUCCGGCCUGAUCAUCAGAGAUUCCAGGUUCUCGAUGAGGUUCGACGCCGCAUCUGCCACUUACACACUAUCGAUAAAGGACAUCCAGGAGACAGACGCCGGCUGGUACCAGUGCCAGGUGCUGCUCUCAGUCAGCAACAAGAUCACCGCCGAAGUGGAGCUGCAGGUUCGGAGGCCGCCCAUCAUCUCGGACAACUCCACCCGCUCCCUAGUAGCCAGCGAAGGGGAGAGUGCACAGAUGGAAUGCUAUGCCGGUGGUUUCCCGCCCCCGAAGAUAUCCUGGCGCAGGGAGAACAACGCCAUCCUGCCAACCGGUGGCUCCAUUUACAGGGGUAACAUUCUGAAGCUGAACUCCGUGCACAAGGAAGAUCGCGGCACAUACUACUGCGUGGCUGAGAACGGAGUGGCCAAGGGAGCCCGUAGGAACAUCAACCUUGAAGUGGAGUUCGCCCCCGUCGUCAGCGUGCCACGUCCGCGUCUCGGACAGGCCCUGCAAUACGACAUGGAUCUGGAGUGCCAUGUUGAAGCCUACCCACCUCCUGCAAUCUCUUGGUUGAAGGAUGAAGUUCAGCUGUCAAACAACCAGCACUACAGGAUAUCGCAUUUCGCGACCGCCGACGAAUUCACCGACACCACUCUGCGGGUCAUCACCAUCGAGAAGCGACAGUACGGGCUGUUCACCUGCAAGGCGCAGAACAAACUCGGCACCGACGAGGGACAAGUCGAGCUAUUCGAAACGAUAAUACCGGUGUGCCCGCCCGCGUGCGGACAGGCGCGCUACGGCAGCAGCCACGCCCACCGCGCAGGCCCCGCCCCCGCCCUGCUGCUCCUCGCCGGCUACGGCUACGCGCACGCAAGAAACCUCAACGCCGGACAU